Messenger RNA from Rodentolepis nana, 285 nucleotides. The record is from the annotation of a GenBank genome assembly. NCBI's taxonomy places the organism in Eukaryota, Metazoa, Platyhelminthes, Cestoda, Cyclophyllidea, Hymenolepididae.
AUGCCCGUGUCUACAAAGCCUGAAGCAGAAAAUAAUAAACCGAAAGUGGAGCCAAAAAGCUCCGACCAUCCUCCUAAUUCUGAAUGUACCUCAUCGAAUUCUGCUACAAAUACUGCUACCGCCUCUUCGUCUGUUGUCUCAAUUAAAAGGGAGGACAAUGGCAGUGCUUUUAACGUAGGCGGAAAUUCAAAGAGGACUUUUAGACCAAGAAGGGGGUGGCAGAGAGAGACUAUGAAGAAAUCUAGAGGUACUCUUCCACUCGUGUACUCUUCUCCUUCAACAUAA